CUUGUAAAACGUUGCCGCCCGAAAAGUAAAUAAAUAUGUUACCACGGGAGUGGAGCACGCGGCGCCUGGGGUCAACCUCCCCUCUCGUCCUCCUACAUAAAUUGUAGUCCUAGAUCCUGUCCUGCCACCACAGCACUAGUGUCGUAGUGACCUCGCCAGCAUCGAACCGCGCUGCCCAACCAUAGAUCUACGCAUCGGAGGAUCUGUGUCUUUUUUUUUGUGGCCUUGUCAUUUCAAAAGUACAUGAUUGUUACAGUACCGGUAGUAUGCAAAUACGGGCUUGUGUUGUGUCAAGCAAUACAUUGGGCGGUAUUCCACAGGUGGACUUCGUCUCGACACCGAAACGGUAGCGCUGGUUGAUUGCCAGAGAAGGUUCCCGGAGAAGGUCGAAAGAAGGCUUAGCUUUGAGUGUACCGCGUCACUAUCAUGUCGGACCGUUCAGCUUGAAUGAAGUUCCUUGGUCAGAAUGACCGAGCCCUGAUUGAUUAGCAGCAUUGUUUACAUGCAACUAACUGUUGAUUGAAAAUCCGACUGGAGAGUGAACCCUGGCUGUGCUCGGCGAACAUGCUGACUGGAUUCCGAACAUACGGAUCCCCUGCUCCAGCGGGGUCCGGUGGAGAAAAUGCGGAGCAGACGGUGGUCAGCAACUUGGGCGUGAUAAACCCCCGGCGCUUCAAGACCCUGAAGCGAAACCAAGGAGUGAGCACCGAGGCAGAGAAUGAGCCGUCCAUGAGCCUGCGGCUGGCUCCACAACCAAGCGUUUCUGCUCCUACCGAAUUGCCCGACUAUGAAAGCGAAGUGAACAAACUUGAGGCGGAGAUCGAGGAUGACGAGUGUCCCGAGCUGCUGACAUUUCCCAAGGACGAUAUCCAGGUAACGAGCAUACCUCGGCGAUUACGUACCGAGAAGUCGACUAUACCGCAAGGUGCCCUGGACCAAGCCGAGUCACUAUUCACACGCAAGUGCAUCAAGAGUUAUUCGUCUGAUUGGCAUGUUGUACGUCACAACUACUCCAAGUAUGGCAGCGAUUACGUUAGACUGCAAAGUCCUGGUGCUGCAGCUGGCUUGCCUGAACACACGUACGAAGUUGAUGCUCAAGAAGAUUCUGUUACGGCAGAGGAGCAACGAGAUGUGUUUGAGCAAUCAGGAGACAUGAGUACAGCUGGAAAGAAGGAUGGCGGCAGCACUGUCAUCAAAGAAGGCUGGUUGACCAAGACUCCUUUCUUUGACAGUGGCGGCUUUGCAGCCAUGACCAUGCGGCAAUUCAAGCGCCGGUGGUACGCCAUCAGACAGAACGCGGACAAGAGCUAUAUCAUACUCCAGCACAAGGACGACUCGACGUCCACAGCCAAGCACAUGAUGAGCCUUGACGCCGUCACGGCCCUCAAUGAGGGUGUACUUGAAAAGAGACAUGGUUUCAGGCUGCUUGCAGCCGGACGUGAACACGGUUUCAUUGCUGAUUCCGAGGAGGAUCUGAAGCAAUGGCUGGAAGCGUUGGACACAUGCGUUGCACCAAAUGCCCGACUGAAAGCAAGCACAGUCGACAAGAAGCAGCCAGUUGAGAAAACCCAGGACAAAUCGCCCGAGAAGGCAGCGUCCAGUCCGCGCAUGCGCUGGAAAGCCACCCGCACCAAAGUCAGCGCACUGGACAGAAUUGAUAGUGUCAGAUCUAGCUUGCAGAGCAGUAUGCAUCCGGAGCUACUGAAGUAUGCCAAUGAAACGGACGAUGACAACGAGAAGAAACGACGUGACACGCGCCGCUACAGGAUAUUUGAGCUCUGUCCGGAUCUGAACGUGAAGCUACUACACGAGUCUGACAACAGUCUUGAUUUCCAAGAGGAAGAGUUGCCCAAGGAAUUUCUCGGUCACCUGCGUUUCAUGGUGGAUUGCAAAGAGCUGCGGUUCCGAGUGGCAGACUGGAUGAUGACCAGCCUAGAGUCGACAAAGAGAGGCCACGUGGAGCCAUUUUUCUGCAGCCUGGCUCUGUUUGAUGCCGGACGAGGCAUAAAGAUCUCGGAAGACUUUCACUUUGACAUCAACAGCGAGUACUUGCGAUCGCUGCUGGCCACGGCGCGACGGCAUGGUAGUCCCACGAUGCGUGGCGGCCUACUGCGUAAAAUGACACGACGGCAAAAGAAGCAGCAAGGCUUGGCUGGGGCAGGAGCACCGUCGCAGCUGGCAGCAACAGGAGCAGCUCCGCUCGCCAAGCGUGCUCGCUCCCUGAAUGACAUCACCGAAGGCGGUGACGAUGAGUUUGAUGAGCUCACGGCAGUCACAUCAACGUCAGAGGAGCUGGGGCCCACAGGAGCACAACAGGCUAUCUUCUCUGUGACCUUCCCUAGCAACGAGAUGUUCCUGGUGUUGAGGGUGGAGAAGGUCCUACAGGCUGGAAGCAUAUCGAAUGUUGUGGACCCCUACAUGAAGGCCGCUGAUCCAAAGGUUGUGGAAAGGGUAAAGAGCCAGGCAAAGAUCUUCUGCAAUCGCCUUGGUCAGUACCGGAUGCCAUUUGCUUGGGCAGCAAGGCCUCUUCUGAAGAACGGACAGAUGGACUUUUCUGCAGAGUUUACUCCUUUCUUUCGGCAGGAACGAGAGCGACUAACGGAUGAUGACAUGGUCCGUCUUCUUCAGGACCAUAAGCUUGGCAAGUUGCGACCAACUGUGGUCCCGGCCGAUGUUCUUGAUAUCAGCUUGAAGGAAGCUCCAAAGUCCAUACCAGGUUGUCUGACUUCAUCGCUGGUUCCAGUCAAGCCGUUCUCGGGGACACUGCGUACUCACUCCAUGGGCACUGGGUUGAUCCGCGAGAUCCAAGAAGUGGUGCCACUGCAGGUCUAUGACCCACACCCGCACAACUACAUCAAUCUGUCCUACAGAAACCUGCUCUAUGUGUAUCCUAUCUCAGUCAAACUGGAUCCGCAGAAAGUCAAUACGAGAGCACGCAAUAUCACCUGCUACAUUCACGUGAAGGACACAGAUGAACCUGGCCACACUCCGUUGCAGUGCAUCUAUAACCGGAGUGUUGGAGGACCGAUGAUUCAUCGCACAGAAACAUCUGUGCUGUAUCACAACACCACCCCGACAUUCUAUGAUGAGAUCAAAGUGGAGUUACCAGUGAAUGUUCAUCGCAAGCUGCACCUUCUCUUCACUUUCUGCCACGUCAGCUGCGAGCAGCCCAAGGGUUCGGUGAAGAAGACGGCAACUCCGCCAGAGACGAUUGUCGGAUACUCAUGGUUACCACUGGUGGUUAACUCCAAGCUGGUCACCAGCGAACAGAACCUUUCGAUUUCGUCCAUCUUGCCCAUGAACUACCUCUCGAUACCGUCCUCACCUGAAUCCACCACAGGAACUGGUCCAAGGGCAAGCUCUGGUUCCGUGGUUUCAGCCGCAAAGUGGAUCGAUGGCGGCAAGGCCCUUUUCCGCAUCAACGUCAACUUCUCUUCCACUGUUAUGCCCCGUUCGCCGAGCGUGCAUAUGUUCUUCAAGUUCUGUGAGGGUUACUACCCGCAGACUGCAUCAGCCCAGGAUGAAGUGGAGCUGUGUCGCUUGCUCCGGCUAAUGACUCACCAUGUCGACAUCGGUACACUGGUGAACAACCUGCCGGUUAUUGUUGAUCAGCUCGUCUACCUAGCCGUGAACAACAAGCCUGGUCCUGGUGAUGUACCCAGCCUGGCAAUCAAGGUGAUCAGCUUCAUAGCUGGCAGUGUCAUACAGGCAGACCGAGCGGACCAGCUACGAAUGUACAUCAAGUAUUGCUUUCAGACGGAUCACGCACAGGCAGACAAGCUGAAUGCAGUUCAUUGUCGCAUGAGCAUCUCUCUGAAUGAUCUCCUCAAGAGAGAAAACAGCGUCAUGGAACCGAUGCUUGGGAACCUAUGGUUUCUACUGGACAUCAUCAGCAAGAGUAUGGCACAGUACCUUCACUAUACUGACCAAAUCAAGCGGCCUCGCUUGUCAAGAUUCCCGGAGAAGUUCCUGGACAUCCUGAACGAUCUUAUUCUCAUUGUGAUGGAGAACAUUGUCAAACUGGAUAGCUUCGUCAAACAGACUAAGGCGGCUGUCACCAGCGUUGGCAACUUCUUGAAGGAUUGUUUGUCAGUCAUGGAUCGAGGCCAUGUGUUCAAGAUGGUCAGCACGGCGCUAUCGGUCUUCAAGGCUGGUGACGCUACGACACGCUACAACCUCAAGUUUACGCUGCUAAGGACUCUGUGUUCCCAUGAGCACUUCAUGCCAAUCAACAUGCCAAAAAUGGAUGAAGCGGAGGAUUCCUGUGACUUAACGUUGAGCACGGAAUUCGGCAAGCGACACUUCCUUGUUGCCCUUGUUCUGACAGAGGUUGCGACAUCACUGCGAAACGACCCAAGUGAGAUCAGACGGGGCUGCACUUGGCCUUUUGCAGGACUUGAAUGUAGGCAGAGAAUUGCAGAGCUCUACCGCAGCUUCCUGCUGACCGUGCUGGAAAACACCUCACGCAUCAACAUCAACGCCAUAGCCGAGCUAAUGGUGGCCACAACAUCCACCACAGUGAUGCAAGCCAGCACAUCAGCUUCUUCCCUGGCUGCCAUGGCCUCUUUCCAUGGCUCAGGACCCAGAGAGACAGGCGACUCAUCUGCCGUGUCUUCAGCAUCCAACACAGGAGAGCGGCAAAGCACCUCGUUUGCCCAGCGUCGCAAGUCGUCUGCUUUCUCAGAAGGCCCAAAGGCCGAACUCUCUUCUUCCGUCAGUACUUCUGCAGCAAUGCGGACAGACGCGGAUACAAGGCAGAGCAUGUCACGGACAUCAGCCAGCAGUGUGGUGCCACUGCAAACCGCAAGGCAUGGCAGUGAAGCGGCAGCAGAGGGCAUGGUGGAAAAGAAGGAGAAGGCGAGAAUUCGCAGUCUGACAUUCGUGCCUGCUGUCGGAGAUAUCAGGCCAGCAACCUCCCCAUCACCUGAGGCAGAACUCGCACGACAAUCAACGUCGACAUCUCUCCACCCGAUCGCUGAUCUUCCCGAUAGUGGCACUACCUUCUUCAUGCGCGACAAGCUGAGCUUCAAAGAGACGCGCGCCAUGAUCUCAUGUUUCCUGUUCAUUGUGCGCGACCUGAAGAAAGAUAACCUGGUGCAGUGGUGGCGCCAGUGCUUGGAGCGUGACCGACAGUCACACCUCUGGAAGGAAGGAGAGAGCAGGUCAUUGUCCUCCAGUCUUCUUCACCUUCUUGCCUACUUUGAUGCCCUAAGAACCAGCCUGCAAGUGUUCCAGUAUUCUGGCAAGGUAGCCAUCCUGGCAAAGUCAUCUCGCUUCAACAUGAUGAAGUCGCAACUGGAGCAAACCUACUCGCCAACCAACACAGCACGGCCUGCUUCCGUCAGCCUUUCGUCUGCACUCCGAACAAGGAUAAUUGCCUCAACCACACCGGUUACAACAAGUGGUUCAUCGACUCAAACUCAGGAGUCCAGAGUCAAGCUGGAGGCUAGCAUGGGAACGGAAGUGACACUGGUUGUACUAGACCAGGUGGAGCUCUUCAUCGCAAAGUUUAGGGAAAGGCUGGAAGAAAACACCGGUGAUAAUCCUCUCAUGAAGCGGAUAUUCAGUAUUGUGAUAACACUACUCGAAGUCAACCAGUCACAAGUGUCUUUGAUGCACAUCUUUGCAUCACUGCGUGCCUUCAUUCACAAGUUCUCACCAGCAUUAUUCCAAGGCAGUCAGGAGUACUGCGCGGAGCUCUGCUAUCAGAUCCUGAUGAAAUGCAACUCUUGUGUCCGACCGAUUCGAAUGGAGGCAUGCGUCGUCUUCUACCUCCUGAUGAGAUGCAGUUUUGAAUUCGUCGAGGGAUCGUUCCUGCGCGUUCACCUACAGUCCAUCGUGGCACUCUCUCAGAUUAUUGCUGACGGUCACUUAGCUACAGGUCAGGACUAUCUACGUCGCUCUAUCAACUCCAUUGAGUCAUUUGCAACGAGAGACAAGAGUACGUCUCAACAGUUUCCUACUGAAGUGAAGGACUUGACAGCACGACUCAGAAAUGUCUUACAUGCCACUAAUGAGAUGAAGAAACACAAAGAUGAUGCGGAGGUACUUGUUGAGCAGCAGUACAUCCUGGCUAAGAGCUACAGCAAUGCCGCUCAGCUGCGCCACACCUGGCUGCAGAGCAUGGCAAAGCUGCAUGAGAGCUACGGCAACUUUUCCGAGGCUGCUCACUGCAGUAUUCACGUUGCUGGUAUCAUUGCCGAGUACUUGAAGUUCAAAGGUGAGCAUGCGUCUGGAGCAGGUGACUUUGCAGCCAUCACAUCAAAUGUCACAAAGGAGGAGUGCGCCAUGAAGGAAGAUCUGGUUGAUCCCACCAUCAAUAUCUACACGGAGGAUGACUACAUCAGUGUUCUGGAGGAGGCACUCUUCUGGCUGGAGAAAGCUGAGCGCUAUGAGGUGAUGGUGGACGUGUUCAAGCUACUGCAGCCGUACUACGACAAGAGAAGACAGUAUGAGGCCCUCGCCAGCUCCUUCAGCACCCUGUCUGCGGCGUGUGCAAAGGUCGUGCAGGUAGAGAAGACGAAGAGGCGGCUGCUGGGAACGUACUACCGAGUUGCGUUCUUUGGCGAGUUAUUCGGCAAUGACAACGGCCUGCACUACAUUUACAAGGAGCCCAAGGUCACACCACUGGCGGCUAUCUCAUUGCGCCUCGAGGAGCUCUAUGGCACGAAGUUUGGCACGGAGAACGUCUCCACCAUCAAGGAGUCGAGCAAAGUUGAUGUGGAUGCCCUGGACCUUGACCGUGCAUACAUUCAGAUCACCUUCGUCAAGCCCUACUUCAGCGACAGCGAGCUUGAGACGAGACUGACGCCGUUCGAGCGCAACAACAACCUGCGGCGCUUUGUGUACGAGACACCAUUCACCAAGACGGAGAAGAACCGGGGCGAUGUCCGCGAGCAGUGGAUACACAAGACUAUUCUGACGACGGCUAACACGUUCCCAUAUGUGAAGAAGCGGAUUGCCAUUGUCGAAGAGGAAAACUUCGACUUGACGCCCAUCGAAGUGGCCAUCGAAGCGUUGACUGGGAAGCUGGCUGAACUCAGUGAAGCUCUCCAGCAGUCACCACCCGACAAAGUCAACUUGCAACGAGUCCUGCAAGGUGUGGUCAGUGUCACGGUGAAUGCCGGUCCACUGGCGUUCGGACGUACCUUCUUGACCGAGCCAGAGCUGACCAGCAAUCCGGAGAAUCACAUUACAACGCUGCGGACAGUUUUCAAGGAUCUACUGAAGCAAUGUGAGCUUGGUCUGGAGCUCAACUCGCGCAUCAUACAAAGUGAUCAAGUAUUGUAUCAUGAAGACCUGAUGCGCAAGUUCGACAUUCUGACGCGCGAGCUCGCCGAACUGAUUGAUCCAAAUGCACGGUCAUCAGAGUCCUUUGUGCUUCCGAUAGCCGGAGAGGACGACUGACGCAUCACAGACCAUGUGUAACCCAACCGGUUGUAGCACAGGUAGUGACAUGCUACUACUAUCAGUGGAGUGCAGAACAUUGAGCAAAGUACAAGUAUGUGCGCUCUGGCCUACUGAUGCACGGCCAAUGUGAAUGGCGGAAGAAGGGCCUUCGACACAGCCUGCAGGUCAGCACUGGGCAGUGUCCUGUCAUGGCCAUGCAGUGCAACGCUCUCUGUCUUUGUAUCUCUGUCUCGUUUUCAUUCUUGUUCUCUUCCCUCAACCGGCUAUCGACAACCAUCAAGAUUGAUGUUGAACUUUGAUUGCAAGCUCAAAUACGGCUUGUCUCACAUUAUGGUACAUUUGUGAUCUAUGGAAUGUUCCCUAUAUCAUCUUGAAGAUUUUGUGCAAGAGUGACAUUCACGAUUCAAUAUUCAUCACGUACGACCUCAAAGGUUCGUGUAUAGUAACGUUGUGAGUGAACAGAAUUCCUAAUUUGUGAUUACGACCAUCAUAAUAUUGCCAACUUUGAAAAUGCGACUACCCACAUACCUAGAAACCUGGCUGUUUUGACAGUAGUUGUUGCUGAUCCUUUUUUUAUGACCAUCAAAAACCUGAUACUUGAUACAUGGAAGAAAUAACACGCUAUUAUGUGUCUCUGAUAAUGUACACUACACAUAUCCCCGGCACUGUCACUCACAAUUUAGCUGACGAAUGUGCUGUCUGGCAUGCUGCACUUUGCGCACGCAUAGCAGUACGAGCAUGAACGCUACAUGUUUUGUUCCAUGGCACUUCUAGUCCAGGAUACUGUGUAUGGUGCGCUAUGUAAGUUAGUUACAAAAUCCAUGACCUAGACUUGACGGUACAGUAGGGAGCACUAAAGAAAUACAAGUAGUGCUUUUAGCUAGGCUCCCUGCUGUGCUUUGCAUACAGUAAUGUAUUUACAUGUACUAUGAUAAAACAGAGAUGUUCCAGGCUGUCCAACAGAGUGCUCAAUACCGAAAGGCAGAGCUAGUUCAAACAAUAAAAAGAGGAUGAAAAAGUGUUUAAACUCCGAG
Sycon ciliatum is the source of this 8444-nucleotide messenger RNA. RefSeq names its product dedicator of cytokinesis protein 11-like. Gene Ontology annotation, molecular function: guanyl-nucleotide exchange factor activity. Bases 565 to 7407 code for a protein of 2280 amino acids. The transcript has 59 exons. Lineage: Eukaryota; Metazoa; Porifera; Calcarea; Leucosolenida; Sycettidae. Gene Ontology annotation, biological process: positive regulation of GTPase activity; small GTPase-mediated signal transduction. The record is from RefSeq and is a predicted model, not a curated record.